UCGCCUCAGCCCCGGUCUCUAGGGGGCGCUGCCGCAAGACCCGGAGGCUAAAAAGGAAGCCGGUACGAAAACGCGUUGGAACUUGGGCUCCGCGGCUUCCCGUAGCCGGCAUUUCCAACAUGGCGGCUGCCCAAGAUGUCCACGUCCGUAUCUGUAACCAAGAGAUUGUCAAAUUCGAUCUGGAGGUGAAGGCGCUUAUCCAGGAUAUUCGAGAUUGUUCAGGACCAUUAAGUGCACUUACUGAACUGAACACUAAAGUUAAAGAGAAGUUUCAGCAACUGCGGCACAGAAUACAGGAGCUUGAGCAGUCGGCUAAAGAGCAAGACAAAGAGUCAGAGAAGCAAGUUCUGCUCCAAGAAGUGGAGAAUCACAAAAAGCAGAUGCUCAGCAAUCAGACCUCAUGGAGGAAGGCUAACCUCACUUGCAAAAUUGCAAUCGACAACCUAGAGAAGGCAGAACUUCUCCAGGGAGGAGACCUGUUCCGGCAAAGGAAAACUGCCAAAGAGAGCCUGGCCCAGACAUCCAGUGACAUCACAGAGAGCCUCAUGGGGAUCAGCAGGAUGAUGUCCCAGCAGGUCCAGCAGAGCGAGGAAGCCAUGCAGACGCUGGUUAAUUCUUCACGGACUAUCCUGGAUGCAAAUGAAGAAUUCAAAUCCAUGUCAGGGACCAUCCAGUUGGGACGGAAGCUCAUCACAAAAUAUAAUCGCCGAGAGCUGACAGACAAGCUUCUCAUUUUCCUUGCACUGGCACUCUUUCUUGCUACAGUCCUCUAUAUUUUGAAAAAACGGCUCUUUCCGUUUUUGUGAGAUCUGAGAGCUGCCAGCUUCUGCCCUCUGAACUCCGCUGUCAGAGUCUGGCCGCACUCCUGAACUCUGGCCCCAGCCUGCUUCAGGUGCUCAGCAGGUGAGAUGGAGACACAGCCCCGCGAGUUUCUGCAGGUGGCUGGUGUGACGGGCUGAGCAGAGGACGAGGAGGGAGCCUGUCAUCGGGACCCUGCAGGGACGCCAAGAGCCCUCACACACUGUGAGUGCAGUCACGUGGGACACCCGGGCGGCCUCCAGGAUUUGAUGUCCCUCCCAUGUCCCCCUGCCCCCCCGCAGCCUUAAUGCCAGAUCUGGAGGAGGGAAGAGAAGAGGGGGAGGAGGAUGAAAACAUCCAUUCCUUGAAUAAAGUUGACUGUAUUUAAUAGCAUGAAA
Molecule: messenger RNA, 1196 nt
Organism: Bubalus bubalis (water buffalo)
Lineage: Eukaryota; Metazoa; Chordata; Mammalia; Artiodactyla; Bovidae
Gene: BNIP1
Product: BCL2 interacting protein 1
Exons: 6
Coding region: 120-806 (228 amino acids)
Biological process (GO): retrograde vesicle-mediated transport, Golgi to endoplasmic reticulum
Cellular component (GO): endoplasmic reticulum; SNARE complex
Molecular function (GO): SNAP receptor activity
Source: RefSeq, a predicted model, not a curated record